Molecule: messenger RNA, 1242 nt
Organism: Erythranthe guttata (spotted monkey flower)
Lineage: Eukaryota; Viridiplantae; Streptophyta; Magnoliopsida; Lamiales; Phrymaceae
Source: RefSeq, a predicted model, not a curated record
AUGGCAGCUUCAUCCGCAUUACUCAAAGUUAACAGCGGUUAUGGAAUCAAGAAAAUCAAUCAAGAACACCUUGUGAGUGGCCCCCGAGUUGACAGGAAGCAUUCAAUAUUCUCAUGUAUUCCACAUGGUGAACAAACCCAGAGGCGAUUCCGGAGCUACAGCUGGACUCGUACUACUAAAGGAUGUCACAACAAGGCAUUCACAACAACAAUGUUGAGUUCUAUUCAAGAAAAUUAUGCAGUUACCGGCAAUUUACAUGCAGAUGAUGUGACGCCAGAAGACGAAACCAAAACAAGAGAUGAUGAUGUAUCUAGAGCAACUUUAAUAUGGAGGGCCGCCAAAUUACCAAUGUACACCGUUGCUUUAAUCCCAGUCACUGUGGGAACCGCUGCUGCUUAUUGGCAAACGGGGCUUUAUUCUUCGGCGCGUUAUUUCAAGAUCUUGGCGUCGUAUGUACUCGUAAUUGUUUGGCUUAACUUAAGCAACGAUGUUUACGAUUUCGAUACAGGAGUGGAUGUAAACAAAAAGGAAUCGGUUAUCAAUCUAUUUGGGAGUCGAACAGGGAUCAAUAUUAUUGCAUGGUUGAUUCUUGUGCUUGGUUUCUUGGGCCUUGCAUGGGUAGCGGUUGAGGCCAGAAAUCCACGUUCUAUGAUAUUAUUAGCUUCCGCAGUAUUUUGCUCCUUCCUUUAUCAGUGUCCACCUUUUCGUUUGAGCUACUAUGGAGUCGGAGAACCUUUACUCUUCGUCGCGUUUGGCCCAUUAUCCACCAUUGCUUUUUAUUUGCUUCACAGCAUAAAAAGUGAGCUUCCUAUUACUAGUACGAUCGUUUGGUCUUCGAUUCUUGUUGGUCUUACUACAUCCUUAAUCCUCUUCUGCAGUCAUUUCCAUCAGAUAAAGGAUGAUAAGGCCGUUGGAAAAAUGUCCCCUUUGGUCAGGCUCGGCACCGAAACGGGUUCGAGAGUAGUAAAAUUUGCUGUUGUGGGACUGUAUUCUAUUAUUUUGGUUUUAGGAUUUACUCAAAAUCUCCCUCUUGCAAGUGUUAUUCUUUGUGCUAUGACACUACCAAUGGGAAAUUUAGUGGUUAGUUUUGUUGAGAAGAACCAUAUGGAUAAAACAAAGAUAUUCAUGGGGAAGUAUUUGUGUGUGAGGUUGCACACUGUUUUUGGGGCUGCUUUGGCUGCUGGGCUUGUAGUGGCUAGAAAGUUUGCUGUACAACAACUUCCACAAGCUAUUGUUCUUUAA